AUGGAAUUAUUGUUGUAUCUGUUUGGGUUGGUGGGCUUCCUCUUUAUACAAUCUUUACAUGAUAUCAUAGUAGUUGCCGACACCUUUUCUUCUACGCAGUCACUCUGCAAUGAAGUUGAGAGGUCAGCGUUGUUGUGGUUUAAGGAAAGCAUUGUCGUUAACAACUGUGCAUCUCAUGAUCCUUAUUCUUUCCCAAAGGUUGCAUCAUGGAACCUUGAUGGAGUUAGUGGCGGGGAUUGCUGCUCAUGGGAUGGGAUAGAGUGUGAUAAGGACAGUGGUCAUGUCAUCGGCCUCGACCUCAGUAGUAGCUGUCUUUAUGGUUCUAUCAACACCAAUAGCAGCCUCUUCAGCCUUGUUCACCUCCAAAACCUUAAUAUGGCCUUUAAUGAUUUCAACAAUUCAAAUAUCCCAGUCGGGUUGGCCAAUCUUUCCAUGCUAAAACAUCUUAACCUCUCCAAUUCAUCAUUUUCUGGCCAAAUUCCAUCACAAAUUUCUGGACUGUCCAAUCUGGUUUCUCUUGAUCUAUCUUUCAAUAUUGAUUCAUCUUACCAAAGGUUGUUGAAACUCACAAGUCCCAAUUUCAGCAGCCUACUUCCAAACUUAACCCGCAUUGAAAAACUUCAUCUCAGUUAUGUUGACAUGUCAUCCACAGUUCCCUCAGUCUUAAACAACUUAUCUUCUUUGACCUCUCUCCAUCUUGAUGAUUGUGGAUUGCUUGGUGAAUUCCCACCAGGCAUUUUCCAGCUACCAAAUCUGAAGUUUCUUUCUGUGCAGGGCAACGAGUAUCUCACAGGCCAUUUGCCCAAUUUCGAACGGAACAGCACCCUUGAAGCUAUAAAUCUCGGAGAGACGAGUUACUCUGGCGAGUUACCAACUUCAAUUGGAAACCUCAAUUCCUUGAAUGAAUUGGAAAUCUGGAGCUGCAAUUUCUCUGGGCUUCUUCCAUUUUCACUUGGUAACAUUAGCCAUCUUAAGGUUCUUGAUCUUACAAACAACAGUUUUAGAGGCCAGGUCCCUUCUUCAUUGGAAAACCUUUCCCAAUUGACUUAUUUGUCACUUUGUCAAAACAAUUUCAGUGGCAGUAACUUUCCUAGGUUAGGUGAGUUGAACAAACUCAAGUAUUUGAUCAUUUGCAACUUCAAUUUAAAUAGUCAGAUUCCUUACCUUGCCAACUUGACCCAGCUUGAUUUUUUACGCCUUUCGUCCAAUCAAUUAACUGGUCAAAUCCCAUCUUGGCUUAUGAACCUUACCCAAUUGAUCCAUCUAGACCUUUCAUUUAAUAAGUUGCAUGGUCCUAUUCCAAGCUCAGUCAUUCAACUCAAAAAUCUUGAAUUUCUUCACCUUUUCCAGAAUCAUUUGAGUGGAACAGUGGAGCUGGACACGUUUGCUAAGCUCAAAAACUUAACUAAACUUCACCUAUCACUAAACCACAUAACAUUCCUCUCCAAAACCAGUCCCAACACUACAGUUCAAAAGUUCAAGCACAUAGGACUGGCUUCAUGCAACUUAAGCGAGUUUCCAGAUUUUCUUCGAGAACAAGAUGAGCUGGAGUUUGUAGACCUAGCUUACAAUCAUAUUCAUGGCCUUGUGCCCAAAUGGAUGUGGAACACAAGUAAAGAAAAUCUGGGCUUUGUGAAUUUUUCUCACAACUUCCUGACUGGCUUUGACCAAAUGCAUGAUGUUUUUCCAUGGCCUCGUUUAGGCAUCCUUGACCUUAAGUCGAACUUGCUGCAAGGACCACUCCCAAUUCCACCAGCCUCCACCUUGAUUUAUCUAGUCUCAAACAACAUGUUGUCUGGCAAAGUUUCAUCUUUGAUCUGCAGUCUAAAUUCACUAUAUGCCCUAGACUUGUCUCAUAACCACUUGAGUGGCACUCUUCCUCCUUGUCUGGGAAACUUCAGUAGUUUCCUAUCAAUAUUGAAUCUCCGAAGCAACAACUUCCAAGGCAUGAUUCCUCAGGUAUGCACGAAAAAGAGCAGCUUAUAG
Molecule: messenger RNA, 1986 nt
Organism: Quercus lobata
Lineage: Eukaryota; Viridiplantae; Streptophyta; Magnoliopsida; Fagales; Fagaceae
Product: receptor-like protein 6
Exons: 1
Coding region: 1-1986 (661 amino acids)
Molecular function (GO): protein binding
Source: RefSeq, a predicted model, not a curated record